AUGAUGUUCAGUCUCUAUAUCUCGAGGUCUCCGUUACCGACCAGUCGUUGGAGAUCUCUGGACGACACUCUACCUGGAGCGGAUCGAGCGAUGUCGACCAAGAGAGACAUGAUUUCCGAUGUCGCCCGCGACCAGCCAGACGCCAUUGCUGUGCAGUCUUGGGACGGAAACCUUACAUACAAGGAGCUUGAUGACUUGGCAACGCGCCUUGCACGCCACCUCCGAUCCCGGGGAGUCGAGAUCGGUACCAGGAUACCACUUUGCUUCGAGAAGUCCCGAUGGGCCAUCGUUGGGCUGCUAGGGGUGAUGAAAGCUGGCGGUACCUUUUCCCUCACUGACCCAAGCCAGCCUGAGGCUCGGUUAAGGACCAUUGUCGAGCAGACUGGCGCCGAGCUGGUCAUCACCUCGGUGGCUCAGAGCCAACUUGGUCAGAGGAUCGUCGGUGGUGGCCAGGUUAUCGCUGUCUCUGCCGACUUCUUUGAUGCCAUCCCCGAGGCUUCUGACGAGCCCCUGCCUCAAGUGCCUGCCUCGUCGCCCAUGUAUGUCAUCUUCACUUCGGGCAGCACGGGAAAGCCAAAGGGAGUUGUCAUCUCCCACGAGAACUACACCAGCGGUGCCAUCGAACGAGCUCGGCAGGUGGGCUACAACUCUACCUCUCGAUGUUUCGAUUUUCCGUCGUACGCUUUCGACGUCAGCAUUGACUGUAUGCUCUGCACUCUAUUCAGCGGUGGACGUGUCUGUGUUCCAUCUGAUGAGGCCAGGAUGAACGACCUCAGCGGUGCUAUCCGAGAGAGCAAGGCCAACAUGGUCCAUAUGACGCCGUCAGUGGCUCGCGUCCUAGACCCCGACAUUAUCCCUGCGCUUGAUGUCCUGGGGCUUGGCGGAGAAGCUGUCGGAGCCAGUGAUGCGGCUGAAUGGAGCAAGCAUGUCCAGCUCGUCAUCGCCUAUGGUCCAUCUGAAUGUACUGUCGGUUGCACGAUCAACAAUACUCUUCAUAUCUCGACCGGCAUUGGAAAGGCUGUUGGUGGAGUGUCGUGGAUCGUUGAUCCCGAUGACCACAACCGGCUUACUCCAGUUGGAAGUGUGGGCGAGUUGAUUAUGGAGGGCCCUGUCGUUGGUAUUGGAUAUCUCGGUGAGCCCGAGAAGACCGCAGAGGUGUUCAUUGAGGAUCCUACAUGGCUUUUGGCAGGUCACGGCGAUGUACCUGGCCGCCAUGGACGAUUGUACAAGACUGGUGACUUGGUCCGAUAUGACCCCAAGAACCCUGGGGCCAUCGAGUUCGUCGGCCGAAAGGACCAGCAGGUUAAACUCCGUGGUCAGCGUGUCGAGCUCGCCGAAGUUGAGCAUCACAUCCGGGAGUGUCUGCCUCCCCGAGUGAAGAUCGCUGCUGAGGUUAUCAAGCCCGAGAACGGCGCACCAACAUUGGUUGCCUUUCUUGUUGAACCCAUCCAGGCCCAGUCUGAUGCUUCAGGUAGUCUUUUCACAGAACCUUCACAGGAGCUCAGCGCCUCUCUCUCCCACAUCGACUCAGCUUUGGGUGCCAAGGUUCCUCGUUACAUGGUUCCGGCUGCCUUUAUCACUCUGCAGUAUAUGCCAUCGCUGGUGUCUGGCAAGACAGACCGCAAGAAGCUCAGGGAGAUUGGAAAUUCAAUUCCCCGAGAGAAGUUUGGCAGCCUGCAGUCUGGUGACGGACAGGAGGAUGAGCCUGAGACAGAGGCAGAGAAGAAGUUGCAAAGGGCCUGGAACAAGGUGCUUGGCGCCGAAGUCAAAGUCUACAAGCAGAGCAACUUCUUUGGCGUAGGCGGAGACUCACUUCGUGCCAUGAGGCUUGUUGCUGCGGCCCGUGAAGAGGGACUCGGUCUGACAGUUGCUGAGAUCUUCUCCAACACGACCUUUAGUGACAUGGCUGAGAAGGCUGUCGAGAUUGCCGAGACCUCUGAGGAGGAGAGGGAAAUUGCCCCGUUCUCGCUUCUUGACCAAGAUUGGGACAUCAAUGAGGCACGAGCCGAGGCAGCUACUCUCUGCGGUAUCAAGGAAGACCUUGUAGAGGACGUUUACCCCUGCACUCCCCUUCAGGAGGCGCUUAUGGCUCUCUCGGCCAAGGUCAAGGAGGCCUACGUCGCUCAGAGAGUGGUUGAGCUACCUGACAUGGAGACUGCCGAGCGACUUGUCCACGCAUUUGACGUUGCUCAGCAGGACUGCUCUAUUCUACGGACUAGAAUUGCCCAGGCUUCUGGUCGUGGCCUCGUUCAGGUUGUGGUGAAGGGCCAUCUUGAGUGGUAUUCCGGAACCGACCUGAAGGAGUAUCUCGUCCGUGACCGAGACGAAGCGAUGGACCUGGGCAAGCCUCUUGUUCGAUACGCUGUUAUUACCAAUACCGAGGCUGGCACCGUCAACUUUGUCUUGAGCAUGCACCACGCUCUCUAUGAUGGUUGGGCCAUGCCCCUGAUCGUUGAACGUAUCAACAAGGCCUACACUGGUGGCUCAAUCAGCCGGCCUGCUGAGUUUAAGCACUUUAUCAAGUAUCUCAACGGCAUGGAUCGAUCAAGCUCUGAGGUGUUCUGGAGGGAACGAUUGGAUGGAGCCAAUGGCCCUCAGUUCCCUGCCCUUCCUUGGCCUGGUUAUCAGACCGCUGCCGACUCUCUCCUUGAGGUCUAUGUGCCUCUUGAACACCCACCAACCAACUCCACUACAGCCACCGUCAUCAGGGCUGCCUGGGCUCUCGUCGUUUCCCAAUACAUCAACAGCGGCGAUGUGGUAUUUGGCGAGACGCUUACAGGCCGAAAUGCCCCUAUUGUGGGAGCCGAGGAGAUUGAGGGACCCAUGAUCACUACUGUUCCCAUCCGGGUACAGGUCGACUACGAGUCUCCUGUAUCUGAGUACCUGCAGGAUGUCCAGGAGGGAACAGUUUGUCAGAUCCCCCACGAGCACUAUGGUCUUCAGCAUAUCCGCCGUCUCAGCCCUGAUGCUCUAGAGGCGUGUGAACUCCGUACUGGCCUUGUUCUUCACCCGAGCACGACAGGCGAUGAUGUUUCUGGCGAGGAUCUGCCUGCGGAUCGUCUGGUCCCUGCUGGUGACGAGGAAGCUGCUCAGGAAGCGCUCAAGUUCAACACAUAUGCUCUCAUGCUGGUCAAGCAAACUGCACAGAUGCUUGCUGAGAAGAGUCAGACUCGUCUAGGGGAACUGGCCUAUCUCACUGAGGACAACUGGAGCGACAUUCGUGAGAUGGCGAGUGCCUCUGUUAGUGAUGAGGCCUUGAAGGAGUACCCUGACCUCGUGUCUGCUUACAUCGUCGACACACAUGAUGCCAGGCGUGUUCUUCCUAAGGGUGCUAUGGGCGAGCUUGUCAUCCGAAGUACUGCUGAACUCGAGUAUCCUGCGAUUGAGUGGCCUGCCUGGCUAAACACCUUGUAUGGCGAUGAGACCGCCAACCUCGAAGGCACUCUUUACAAGACUGGAAAGCUUGCUAAGUUCAACGCCACUGGCUAUAUCGAGUUUAUCGAUCAAACGGCCAAGACCAAUGCUGCCUCCCUCACUCAAAGACGACCAGCGAAACGAGUGUCGGCCACGUCACGCAAGCAGCGCAAGCUUCGUGGACUCUGGAGCCGUGUUCUCGGACUCUCAGAGGAGGAUAUUGGUCUCAACGACAACUUCUUCCUUCGUGGAGGCGAUUCCAUCGCUGCUAUGAAACUUGUAUCAGAGGCUCGCCUUGCGGGUGUCAAGUUGACCGUUGUCCAGAUCUUCCAGAAGAGAACCCUGUACGAUAUGGCCAACGCGAUGGAGGAGGCCGAGGUUGUCGAUCAUGAAGUCGUUGAGAUUCCUGCCUUUUCACUGCUCGAGACUGAGAACAAGGAUGAAUUUAUUGACAAGAUUGUUCGCCCUCAACUGGCAAACCCUAAGUGGAAGAUCUCCAACGUCCUCCCCGCGAGACCCCUUCAAGAAGUUGCUGUCAAGGGAACUAUUCAGAUCCCUCGAUUCUCAACACGUUACGAGCUCAUGUACUUUGGCUCGGCAGUCGAUCGAGCCAGGCUCAUGGCCAGCUGUCGAGAGCUCGUCUCGCGCAAUGAGAUGCUGCGGACUGUGUUUGUUGAGCACGAGGACCAAGGCUACGGUGUCGUCAUUGAAGACCUCGAGGCAGAGUUUGUCCACUAUGAGAUUGACAGCGAGGUCGAGGCCUUUGCCAAGCAGCUCUGUCAGCUUGAUGUGUUGACCAAGAUGCCUCUCGGCUCUGUCUUUGUCAAGUGGUUCCUCGUCGAGGGUGAAGAUGAUAAGGCCUGUCUCGUCUUCCGUAUCUCGCAUUCUCAGUACGAUGAGAUCUGUUUGCCCUUGAUCCUCAAGCAGCUCUCAGCGCUAUACGAGGACAAGCCUGUCCAGGAGACUGUUCCCUUCUCGUCCUACGUCGGCCACGUUGUUCGUGAGAACAUCCCCAAGGCGGUUGACUACUGGAAAGAGCUUCUCGAGGGUUCUUCCAUUUCGAUACUCCGACCAGACGUGCCAGUUGAGAAGAAGAACCACUUUGCCAUCCAGAAGACGGUAGACAUCUCGUCAAGAUCCAAGGACGUGACCGUAGCCACACUACCUACGGCUGCUUGGGCACUGUGCCUUGCUCGCCGUCUCUCAACACGAGAUGUCACGUUUGGCGAGGUCGUCAGCGGUCGAAACAUUGACUUCCCUAAUGCUGAUCUUGUCAUGGGGCCCUGCUGGCAGUAUGCCCCCGUGCGCGUCAAGUUUGCCCCCAGCUGGACCGUGUCAGACCUUCUUGGCCACAUUCAAGAUCAGCAUAUCGCCUCCUCGGCACAUGAGGGCAUCGGCCUCAAGGAGCUUGUCCGUCUCUGCACAGACUGGCCCAAGACGACGGACUGGUUUGACACGGUGGUGCAUCAAGAUGUCGACCACGUUGAAACCCUGGACUUCCAGUCCGCAAGCAGCAGAAUGGAGACGGUCUACGUCCAUGAAGAACCCCUGCGCGAGUGGAAGAUUCAAGCCUUCCCCUCUGGCAAUACACUCACACUCGAGAUCGUCACGGUGCAGUCAUGGAGCGGCUACGCAGAGGAGCUGCUCGAGGACCUGGCAGGCGUCCUAUCAUUCCUAGCCAAAGACCCUGAGGCGAGGUUGUUUGAGGAUGAGCCAGCACAAGAGAUUGUUGAGUAA
Fusarium vanettenii 77-13-4 is the source of this 5151-nucleotide messenger RNA. RefSeq lists its product as uncharacterized. Bases 1 to 5151 code for a protein of 1716 amino acids. Gene Ontology annotation, cellular component: cytoplasm. The record is from RefSeq and is a predicted model, not a curated record. Gene Ontology annotation, molecular function: catalytic activity; phosphopantetheine binding. NCBI's taxonomy places the organism in Eukaryota, Fungi, Ascomycota, Sordariomycetes, Hypocreales, Nectriaceae. Gene Ontology annotation, biological process: amino acid activation for nonribosomal peptide biosynthetic process; secondary metabolite biosynthetic process. The transcript is spliced from 4 exons.